Messenger RNA from Dermochelys coriacea (leatherback sea turtle), 525 nucleotides. RefSeq names its product gastrokine-2-like. Gene Ontology annotation, biological process: regulation of cell population proliferation. Lineage: Eukaryota; Metazoa; Chordata; Testudines; Dermochelyidae. The record is from RefSeq and is a predicted model, not a curated record.
AUGUGCGUGCGAGAUAUUCAAAGAAAACCCAACAAGCUGCAGGAAAUGAGGUUACUGAUGCAGUGGCUGAACACCUUCUAUAAUAUCCAGCUCAUAAAUCAGGGAAAUGAUGGGGGAACUGUCUACCAGACAGUGAACAUCAAUCAUGAUGUGACUGUUGCUAUAUUCAACAUUUAUUCCGGAGCACCCUCCUCUAAUACAAUCUUCGACUACAACCAUAUAAAUGUCAAAAGAGUAUGUGUUGUUUCCAGGAUGAACAGGGCAACCUUUCCAACAUUAAACCAACUUGAGGACAUUGUCAAUAAUCAAAGGGACCUGAAUUCCCUCUACAGAAGCUAUGGGAUAUCCUGCAACUAUGUCACAAGGACAUUUGGGACAGCCAUCCAGGCAGCAUGCGGAGGACUUUCCACCUACUGGGCUACUGAGUAUGACAGAGCACAAAAUGUACUUAGUGGUACUGGCUGCAUGGGUGUUAAACUCCUCAUUCUGGAUGUGAACCUGUGUGGCAGCCUUAAGCUCUUCUAA